GUUUUUUUUCAGGUGCCCUUGGGUCUGCAGCUUGUGGCCGUGCCUCCACCAGUGGCUCCUCCUCCCUUCCCUUGCGCUGGAUUUCAAGUCACAGUCUCCCAUUCAACUUGCUCCCACCACCGCGCUCUGACUAGCUCUGUGUGUGCGCAUUGCAG
This is a messenger RNA of Closterium sp. Yama58-4, 155 nucleotides long. The record is from the annotation of a GenBank genome assembly. NCBI's taxonomy places the organism in Eukaryota, Viridiplantae, Streptophyta, Zygnematophyceae, Desmidiales, Closteriaceae.